AUGUUCCCUUUGCCUUCCGCCAAUUCUGUUGCAAAGCCAACUGAUUCUUUCCUCAAUUUGUCUGCCAGUGCUGGAAAUGCCCCUCCUACUUCGGGCGCACUUUCCUUUGGAAUUGCUGCUCAAUCCCCCAAUCAGUUUGGAUUAGGUGCGCAAGCAUCACCCCAACAGGCUUCAAAUGCUAUGUCGUUUGCAUUCUCCACUAACGCUCAGUCAUUGUUAGCGACGGCGCCUGCUCCCAUCAAUUCGCCUGCGGCUGGUUUUGUUGCGACUUCCAACAAGCCUGUUGUUUCUCCCGCCCCUUUUACCGGAUUUGGCCUUUCUGCCUCUACCACUAGCUCGACUUCUCAAAGUCCUAUAUUCAAACCGGCCUUCGCUGGAGCCCCUGCGACUCCACAAAAUCUGUUUCCUACUCCCAGUUCUAAAGAUUUUAGUCUUACGACAGCCGCUUCUCCGUCCACUCCCUCUCUAAACUUCAGCUUUGCACCAAAGCUAUCUUCUGCAGUGGCUCCGCCGAUUGCCUCUUCUCCACAGUUCAGUUUCACUCUACCUGUUUCUACUGCCCCUACAUCUACGGCUCCUCUUACCAGCGAUUUAGGACAGUCCCGGGGCUUGCAGCCUAGCACUACUACGGCUGAUGAACAGCAUAAUUCUAAGUUAUUUUCGGCAUCGACGUCAGCUGCAGUUACAUCGUUCAGUAUACCUGCCAGCUCUGCCGCAGCUUCGCUUGCUGCUACUAUCGCAACUUCAACCACAUCUGAUUCUCCUAAGUCCACCUUCAGUUUUGGGCUGGGUACUUCUUUCUUCCAGCCUCCCAGCACAUCCGGUUCUUCAACUCCCUCGCUCUUAACUACGGUUGCCUCAUCGGUGUCCACUUCUGGUGGCCUUGUUCAGCAGCCUAAGUUGACAUAUCGGCAAUUGGAAGAGCUGGUUAAUCGUUGGACUCUGGAAUUGGACGAGCAAGAGAGGCAUUUUUUAAACGAAGUUACGCGACUUAAUCAAUGGGACCAAGUUUUAAUUUCUAACGCUGAAAAGAUCGCAGCAUUGCACGAUAAAGUUGAAGCAUCAAAGGCUGAGCAGACCCGAAUUGAGAAUGUAUGUCAGCACUUGUUUAGACUGUAA
Molecule: messenger RNA, 1119 nt
Organism: Protopolystoma xenopodis
Lineage: Eukaryota; Metazoa; Platyhelminthes; Monogenea; Polystomatidea; Polystomatidae
Source: the annotation of a GenBank genome assembly